AUGCCAACAGUCUUACUUCCUUCUUCGGCCGCUGCCUUUGCGCCACGCUCCUCCCCAAAUGUGGUCCUGACUAAAAAGGUUGCGCCAUGGUUGACGGCGACUCUAAAGCGAGUGAAUCGGGUCAAGCGUCCUCUGAACAAUGUCACCCAACAUACACGAUGCUUGACAGAGACGUUAUCGUCGCAAAAUGCGAUCUGGACCCUGUGUUCAAUGAUGUUCACCAAGGCUCCCGAAGCGGAGUUGCGGAAGGAUGAGAACCCACUCAUGGAAGGUCUCUUCAACUACCAGAUGAUUCAUAUCGAAGCCUACGUGGUACAUGUUGACAUGGUCUCACGAAACGAGGUAGCCUUCAAGCUUACACCGGAAACGAUUGAAUCAUUGAUAGACUACCACCAGGAUAUCUAUUCAACAGAUGCCGCCGCCAACACCUGGGACUGGUCCGGUAAGCAAAGCCAGCUGAAGAAGUUACAGGAGGAAUUCGUCCAAGCCGCCAACAAGUUUGUUUAUCGAACCGACGUCGAAGCCUUGGAGGGAUUGGAGGAGGACGGUGCCGGAGAGCUACUGUGUGGACUGAGCGAAGAGGCAAAGAACUCUAUCUCGAACAUGUUCGUACCGCUGCUGCCACCUCCACCACGGGUGGUGGAUGUGAUGCGCCCAGUCCCUCUCCUACCUAGUUCGACUGGCCCUGAAGCUUGGUGGAAUUCUGCCAUGCCACCAUCCGCACCGAUCGAGUCGUGGAAAGUACUGCCGCCCAGUCCAGCCAGCACGGAUGAUUCUAACCCGAAUCUUUGGGCUAGUCUCAGUUUCAGUGAUGCUCAGUUGCCGUCGCCGACCCCAUCCUACUGCCAGCCGUUCACCACCGAGCCAUACCCAUCGUACGACAACAUGGUAACCACAUCGGCGAUUAUGGCACCGCUCCCACUCCCUAGCAUGCUUGUACAACAAUGCAGUACGGCAGCCACCAUGGGAGGGUUCGGUUGGGGAGACUUCGCUCCGUUGCCCUACGGCACCACGAUCUAG
Messenger RNA from Penicillium angulare, 1020 nucleotides. RefSeq lists its product as uncharacterized. NCBI's taxonomy places the organism in Eukaryota, Fungi, Ascomycota, Eurotiomycetes, Eurotiales, Aspergillaceae. Bases 1 to 1020 code for a protein of 339 amino acids. The transcript has a single exon. The record is from RefSeq and is a predicted model, not a curated record.